GAUCAUUUGUCUACGGAACGGCGGCGCGUUAAGUUCGUUAGACGCGGAAAAAACCCUAAAGGCAAGGGCUCCCUUGACAGGAAAAACUCUCGAAACGACCCCAUCCCGCGACCGCUGCAGUGACGACAGUGUGUCUUGUAAGAAAGCAAAAACUCCGCCAGAGACAGAGCAUCCAAGGCCCUGCGAGGUAGUACUACGGCAAUUAAGGCCUGUUGUGCGGUGUGUGUGAGUGUCAUAGCUGUGAAGAAAGUUUGGAGUGUGUUUGCGCGUUAUUGCGAAACGCGGUUUCCGCCGGCUAAAAGUCAAAGCCAAGCCCAGACCAAGGAAGCCAUCGAUAUGGGUCACCUGUCCACCGCGGAGCGUGUGUGCACCAAGACGCCGGCCAUUUCGGGUGAUGCUAGUCCUCCGCAGCUCCUGGCCAGGCGCUCCAAGCUCCAGGGCAAUGGGGAUGCCCAGCAGGUCCGGCGCGGCGAGGACUCCUCCCCGGAGUUGCCGUCACGUAAGAAAUUCCCACCACCCCGGCAGGACUCGCAAUCCUCGCGCGGUGUCAUCCAGGAUAUUGUUGAGCAUGUGCCCAAGGAUCAAAUCAAUCUGCAGGAGUACACACGCACCUUUGUCGGCGAUCGCGUCUUUGGUAUCCAGUUCAAGGCCCCACUGAAAUGGGAUAAAGUCAUCCAGAUCUCGCUGCUCCAUAUGGCGGCAUUCGUCUGCCUGGCAACCUAUCCGCUGGACAAGCACGACUGGUAUACCACCUUAUGGUCACUCUUUGUUGGCGGCGUGGCUGGAUUUGGAGUUACGGCCGGAGCCCAUAGAUUCUGGACACAUCGCAGCUACAAUGCCAAUCCGGUGCUGCGAUCCCUUCUGAUGAUCUCCUACUGCGUGGCCGGACAGAAUACCCUGUACGACUGGGUGCGAGAUCAUCGAGUCCACCACAAGUACUCGGAGACGGAUGCUGAUCCUCACAAUGCCAACCGUGGCUUCUUCUUUGCCCAUGUGGGCUGGCUGAUGAUGCUGAAGCAUCCGGAUGUACUGCGUCGUGGUCGCCAGAUUGACAUGACCGACAUUUUGGCUGAUCCCGUGGUGCGCUUCCACCAGAAGUACUUCUAUCCGUUGAAGUUUUUCUUCUGCUUCAUCCUGCCCACUGUGAUCCCGGUUUACUGCUGGGGCGAGACCUGGAGGCUGGCCAUCACCCAGCAGUGCAUCUUCCGUUACGUAAGCAGCCUGAACUUUACGUGGUUGGUGAACAGCGCCGCCCACAUUUGGGGAUCCCGUCCGUAUGACAAGCGUAUCAUGCCCAGCGAGAACAUCUAUGUCUCCGUGUUGGCCAUGGGUGAGGGCUGGCAUAACUAUCACCACGUCUUCCCCUGGGACUACAAGGCAGCUGAGCUGGGUAACUAUACCUUCAAUUUCACCACCAUGGUGCUGGAUGGCUUCCACAAACUUGGCUGGGCCUGGAACAUGAAGCAGCCAUCCAAGGAGCUGGUGCGUCGCACUCUCGAGAAGUACGGUGAUGGAUCGCAUCCCUCCCACUUGGCCAAGAAUGGCAAGGAUCUUGCCCAGAUGGCGGCCACCCAGAUGGUGGGCAACUUUCACUACUCCGAGGUCCCUGAUCCAGAGCUGGAGUACGAUGCCGAGUCCAGCAGCACGGAGAGCGCCAAGCUGGAUGAGAACGAGAACGAGGGCGAGCGGAUGAAGAAGUCAAAGUCAAAGUGCGCCUAGGGUUUGGAUGUGUUAUCAAGGGAGGGAGGGUGGAUCGGGGAUCCAGGAUCGUCACUUAAUCUUGCAUCUAUGUAUCUGGAGCACCAGAGAGCGGGACCAUAGUCGAUAAUCGUUUUUUUAAAUUAAACCUAUUCUAUUUCUAUCAUUAUCGCUAUCUAUAUCACAGAGCACAGCAACGGUUAACACUCAGUAAGACACUCACACUCACACUCAGUCAGACACUCACUCAUUCCACUAUCGUCAUUUCUGUAGGUUUAGGUAUUUAGCAGUUUAGCACGGUACGACAUAAGUUAAGACACACAAAUUUCAAUAUAAACGACCACACACAAAAAAGGCUCUUCGUUCCA
This is a messenger RNA of Drosophila serrata, 2066 nucleotides long. RefSeq names its product acyl-CoA Delta(11) desaturase. Gene Ontology annotation, molecular function: iron ion binding; stearoyl-CoA 9-desaturase activity. Gene Ontology annotation, cellular component: endoplasmic reticulum membrane. Lineage: Eukaryota; Metazoa; Arthropoda; Insecta; Diptera; Drosophilidae. Gene Ontology annotation, biological process: unsaturated fatty acid biosynthetic process. The record is from RefSeq and is a predicted model, not a curated record.